AUGUCAGACAGCGAACUUCAAUAUACAGUCACCAGGCUCGAGAUCAUCAACAGCACUGUUGCACGAAAACGGCUGGGACCGGAAGGAUCGACCAAGGGAUCUAAAGAUUCUGAAAGUCUGUCACCAUCUGUGACUUCGGACUCGGAGUUCAUUCCGCACGAGAGUGGCCAUAGUUUUCAACUCUUUUACGACCUCUGGUUCGUAGCCAACCUAACCGUCUUCACCGAAUACCACGAAAUCAUCGACGUGAAAGCCCUCUCCCUCUUCAUUGGUUUCGUCCUUCUCCUCUGGACAACAUGGAUCCAAAGCACCUUCUUCGAUGCUCGCUUCUCGGGCGACAGUAUCUUUGAGCGCAUCACCUGCGCCUUCGAUCUUGGCGUCAUGGUCGGUUUUGCAGAGCUAGGCACGGUGUUCACCCCUAGUCCUAAUUAUCAGGCCAUCUUCCGCAUGGCAUCUCUGUUUCUGAUGGCUUCGAGACUCGUGCUCGCGGUGAAAUAUGCGACUAUGCUGUUUCAGGCGCGGAAGUACGCACGCCGCAGGGCGAAGAUGGUCUUGCUGCUCAUUAUCGGGACGCUUGUGGCAGCUGCCACCAUAUACUUCGGGAUUUCCUUCAUGCUUGGAGUGGAUAAUAUUCCCGGCGAUGCUUUAAUUGCAUGGAAUGUUGUCGGAGUUGUGGAAGUGAUCCUUCAGUUGGAAUAUUCCCGUCUAUCGGACCCUCUCAGCUUCAAAGGGACAAACUUGGAGGCGCGCAUGAACCAGUUGACGCUUAUAAUAUUGGGUGAAGGGAUUAUUAUCAUGAUCAGAGGCAUUAAUCUCUUGGUCCAGGAGAAAUCCCCUCUAGCAGAUUCAUUGGCUAUCGGGUGGUCUCCGGCACUGAUCGCGAUCAUCGGUUGCGCCAUCGGAUUGAUCUACAUCAUCUUCAAGAUAUAUUUCGACUUGGACCACCACUCGGAGACAACCAGCCGACGUCGCACGGCUUGGGUCUUCUUCCAUUUGCCGUUUCACAUGGCUCUCGUCGUCCUGUUGGAAGGCACAAACAAAUUUGUUGUUAUUUGGAAAAUCCUCGAAUCAUCAGCUUCCGCCAACAGCGCCCUCAACGGUGUUUUUGAAGAUGUUCGCGCCCCGAGUACUUUGACUACUCAAGAGGUCAUCGGCAAGAUUAGGUCCAUUGUGGUAGAUCAGCUGGUGUUAUAUAAGCCGAAUGAUACCCUCAAAACGUGGACACACUUGAACACGACCUUUGCAAACAUUAGCACGAUACCAGACAUGUUCUGGUCUAUUGGCGUUCCUGUGGACGAUCCGACUGUCGACCGUUUCACGGAUAGCUUCAAAGACAUUGUACUCACUGUGCUUGAGAAUAUCCAAGCAUUCUUUGGCAUCCAUGGGCCAGUUGAGAGUGCGACCUUCAACCUUUCUUCAUUGGAGAAUGUAGCAAUUUACUCCAGGAAGACAGAGUUCAAACUCAUUUUCAUCUACACAUAUAUAUCUGCCGGUAUGGUCAUUAGCCUCAUUACCCUCUUGCACGCCAUUUCAAAACGCGAAGGCUGGGUAUCCUUCAACAUCUAUCGCACGGCGUUCUUCAUUUCCACCGGUGUUGGCCUUACAUUGACGAAUCUCUUGGCCACAAGUGAGAUUCUGCUUGUCAAUUUCCUCUCUAGCCCGUGGCCAGUCCCAGUGAUCCUCAUAUGCUACUCAGUAGUAUUGAUCGUAGCCCAUUUGCCGUUCCCAAAGUCGUUUAAUGGUAAGCGAAAGGGUGACUCAGUCCCGUUCACCAACAAGAUCCCACAGAUUCGACAGAGUGGACCGAGUCCUCAAAGAAGGCCAAAAUCCCGACGAUACAUGUCGUUGCAUGAUAGCAGACCGGAUGUCGGAUUUGAGAUGGACGAGCAGAAGGAGCAUACGAGGCAUACGGGAAACUUCGUUUAG
This is a messenger RNA of Pseudomassariella vexata, 1926 nucleotides long. RefSeq lists its product as uncharacterized. The transcript has 5 exons. Lineage: Eukaryota; Fungi; Ascomycota; Sordariomycetes; Amphisphaeriales; Pseudomassariaceae. The coding region runs from base 1 to 1926 and encodes 641 amino acids. The record is from RefSeq and is a predicted model, not a curated record.